UUGACCCGGAGAUAAAUUUGAUGAACUUCUAGAGACGAAGUGAUGCCAGCACACCUCUAAAAGAUUAAAUUAAUGUAUGUUAAUUCCACAGACCUAACCUAACAUGAGCUGCGACAUCAGAUGUAAUAAACUCCGAGCAGCACUUGAACGCGGCAGGAGUAGAAGCCGUGAGGAGUUCAGGGUCCACUUUACGGUCACAUUGUAGUUUUUACUCUUUUACUCUUUUAUUUCUGGAUGGAUCCUCAGCCUCCACAGAAGCCGUGGGAGAGGAGGAUACCUGGAGCCAUGAGUACACCUGUGAACUACAGGUCUGUAAACUUGGCCCCGCCUGUUGGCCCCUCAGGCUCUGUGGGCCCCCCCGUCCUGACCAGGAUGGCCCCCCCUGUGCCUCCUCGUUCUGUCCAGCAGGCCUACCGUCCCUCCUACGGCGCCUUCUCCUCCUCCUACAGCCCCUAUGGGAGCUCCAUGUACGGUGGGAGCUCCAUGUACGGGGGUACAGCCCCUACAGCUAUGGCGGGGUUUUGGCGGGGGUACGGCCGCCUCCCCCACACGGAGGAAGUGGCGCCCAGCCGGUUUGUGCAGCAGGCGGAGGAGAGCAGCAGGGGAGCGUUCCAGUCCAUCGAGAGCAUCGUGCAGGCCUUCUCCUCCGUCAGCAUGAUGCUGGACGCCACCUUCUCCGCCGUCUACAACAGCUUCAGAGCCGUGCUGGACGUGGCCAAUCACCUGACCCGCCUACGUGCUCACCUGACCCGCGUCCUGUCAGCCUUCGCUCUAGUACGCACGCUGCGUUACCUUUACCGCCGCCUGCAGAGGCUGCUGGGCCGGCGCUCUGACACUGAGGUGGAGGACUUGUGGACGGACAGCGCCAGUGACACCCUGACUGCAGCUGGAGGGGCGGAGCUUCACACCCCAAAGUCCUGGCCCAUCUUCCUGUUCUUUGCCGUGGUCCUGGGGGGGCCGUACCUCAUCUGGAAGUUGCUGAGCUCUAGCCCCGCCCCCGAAGAGCAAGACUCAAACUGGGCGAGUGGCGAGGACGACCACGUGGUGGCUCGAGCAGAGUUUGAUUUCUCAGCAGCGUCAGAGGACGAGAUUUCUCUGAGAGCGGGAGACAUGCUGAACCUCGCUCCUAAAGGUGAGAACUGUCCUGCUGCUCCUUAUUCUGUCCUCACCUGUCCUCACCUGCUCUUACCUGCUCUCACCUGUCCUCACCUGCUCUCACCUGUCCUCACCUGCUCUUACCUGCUCUUACCUGCUCUCACCUGUCCUCACCUGCCCUCACCU
This is a messenger RNA of Labrus bergylta (ballan wrasse), 1281 nucleotides long. Lineage: Eukaryota; Metazoa; Chordata; Actinopteri; Labriformes; Labridae. The record is from RefSeq and is a predicted model, not a curated record.